Molecule: messenger RNA, 1942 nt
Organism: Aquila chrysaetos chrysaetos
Lineage: Eukaryota; Metazoa; Chordata; Aves; Accipitriformes; Accipitridae
Gene: PPT2
Product: palmitoyl-protein thioesterase 2
Exons: 10
Coding region: 1-1023 (340 amino acids)
Cellular component (GO): lysosome
Molecular function (GO): thiolester hydrolase activity; palmitoyl hydrolase activity
Source: RefSeq, a predicted model, not a curated record
AUGAGGCACACAUUGGCCGCAGGUGGGGGUGGGGCCCGGACGCGUGGGUCCCCGCGGGGGGGGCAGGGUCGGGCAGCCCGGACGCCUGGGUUCUCGGCGGCAGCGAGAUGCCCCCUGCGUGGCGCGGCGUGGGGCGCGGGGGGGGGGGCCGUGGCCCUGGCCUUGGCCUUCCUCCCCCCCCCCCUCCUCCUCCUCCUGCUGGUGGUCCCGGGGGGCUCCUACCGCCCCGUCGUCAUCGUCCACGGCCUCUUCGACAGCCCCAGCGACUUCCGACACCUCCGCGCCUUCAUCAACGAGAGCCACCCAGGGACGGAGGUGACGGUCCUGGACCUCUUCGACCGGGGGGCAUCGCUGCGGCCGCUGUGGGUGCAGGUCGAGGGGUUCCGCCGCGCCCUCGCCCCCAUCAUGGCCAACGCUGCCGACGGCGUCCACCUGCUGGGCUACAGCCAGGGGGGUCUCAUCUGCCGGGCGCUGCUGGCCACGAUGCCCGACCACAACGUCCACAGCUUCAUCUCGCUGGCGGCCCCCCAGAUGGGGCAGUACGGGGACACUGACUACCUGAAGUGGCUCUUCCCCCGGCACAUGAAGUCCAACCUCUACCGGCUCUGCUACACCCCCCUGGGCCAGGGCGUCUCCAUCUGCAACUACUGGAACGACCCCCACCACCGUGAGCUCUACCUAAACAGCAGCGACUUCCUCGCCCUCCUCAACGACGAGCGGCUGCACCCCAACGCCUCCGACUGGAAGCGGAACCUGCUGCGGAUCCAGAGCCUGGUGCUGAUCGGGGGUCCUGACGACGGCGUCAUCACGCCCUGGCAGUCCAGCCUUUUUGGUUUCUAUGACGCCAAUGAGACGGUGCAGGAGAUGCGCGCCCAGGCGGUUUACCUGCAGGACACAUUUGGGCUGAAGACGCUGGAGGCACGGGGGGACCUGGGGGGCUGCGCCGUGCCGGGCGUGGGGCACACGGCCUGGCACUCCAACCGCUCGGUCUACGAGCACUGCAUCCGCCCCUGGCUCACGUAGCUGGGGGGGCCGGGGGGGCUGUGGGGCUGGGUAGGGGGCUGGGAUGGAGCUGGAAGGUCCUAUGGGGGGCUGUGGGGCUCUGGAGGGGUCAGGGGUGGGCUUAUGGGGUUGUAGGGGGGGCUAUGGUGCUCUAGGGGUCAGGGGUGGGGUUAUGGGGCUGUAUAGGGGGGCUAUGGGGCUCUGUAGGGGUCGGGGGUGGGGUUGUGAGGCUGUAUAGGGGGGUCUAGGGCUGUACAGGGUCUCAGUGUGGGUUAUGGGGGUAUAUAGGGGGCUGUGGGGCUGCAUAGGGGUCAGGGUAGGGCUACAGCAGCACAUAGAGGGAUUGUAGGGUUGGGUGGGGGUCUGGGGUGGGGCCCUGGGGGAGGCAUGGGGCUAUAAGGUCCUAUAGGGGGGUCUGUGGGGCUCUAUAAGGGGCUGGGAUGAGGUUACGGGGGUCUAUGGGGCUCAGUAGGGGUCUGGGGUGGGAUUGAGGAGCCAUAAAAAGGGGGCUGUAUAGGGGCUGUGGGACCCUAUAGGGGUGUGGGAGGGGCCCCAGGUCCAUAUAGGGAGGGCUAUAGGACCCCAUAGGGGGCCUAUAGGCCAGUAUUAGGCUCUGGUGUGGGGCUCUGGGGCUCUAUAGGGAUUGGGGGGGCUGAGCUCACACAUGGGGCCUAUGGGGGGGCUCUGGGUCAGUAUUAGGGCUGGGGGGGGCUCUGGGACCCUAUAGGGGGCUGGGAGGGGGCCUCGCUGUGGGGUCCCCCCCAUUAACCCUUCUCUGCCUGGGUUCCCCCACCCAGACUCAGGGACUUGGGGCAGGCACCCCUGCCCUAUGGUGCAGUGGGGGGGGGGUACACCGGGGGGCCCCCCCAGACUGGCCCAAGGGGGCCCUGGCGUUUCAGGGGGGGGGCCGCAGCCAAUAAAGCACUUCCAACCCCCCCCC